Messenger RNA from Saprolegnia diclina VS20, 447 nucleotides. Its product is annotated as 50S ribosomal protein L19. Gene Ontology annotation, cellular component: mitochondrial large ribosomal subunit; ribosome. Lineage: Eukaryota; Oomycota; Saprolegniomycetes; Saprolegniales; Saprolegniaceae. The coding region runs from base 1 to 447 and encodes 148 amino acids. Gene Ontology annotation, biological process: translation. The transcript has a single exon. The record is from RefSeq and is a predicted model, not a curated record. Gene Ontology annotation, molecular function: structural constituent of ribosome.
AUGCUGCGCUCGAUCAUCUCGCGGAGCUUCUCGACGGCCGUGCCACAGUUCAGCGGGAAGCUCAAGCACCCGGCGAAGCGCGCUGCGCACCUCAUGCAGCAGCUCAACGAAGAGGAGGUCGCCAAGAGCUUUGCCCGCAACCACCUCGGCAAGUUCAAGCCCGGCGACGCCGUCGAGGUCGAGAUGCUCCUCAACAAGACGACGACCAAGAUCCAGCGCGUCAAGGGCGUCGUCAUCGGCGAGCGCAACCGCGGCCUCUCGAGCUCCUUCAUCAUCCGCAACCACAUCGCCGAGUGCGGCUACGAGCAAAAGAUCUUUAUCCACUCGCCGCUCCUGCACUCCGUCAAGGUGCUCAAGGAGAAGUUCAUCUCGAACGGCAAGAAGAAGGUCCGGCGCGCCAAGCUCUACUACCUCCGCGACAAGGCCCCGCGCUUCACGACCGUGUAA